UUUCAAAAAACAAAAAGUAUAAAUAAUUAACUCUCCAAUUGAUGUUCAAUUGUUUUCUUUCACAGAUAUUUGCAAAUCUAACAAAUCGAUUUUUUCAGCCAUGAACUCAAUCCGCCUUGUUGUUAUUGCUGCUGCAAUUAUCUACGGUGUCAGUGCCAUCACCUGCCCCAGGUGUACCGAUGAGAAUGACUGGACGACUUGUACUGACACACAAACAUGUAACGGAAAUGAUGACACUUGCCAGCUGGUUGUGGAGAAUGACGGCAGCAGACACAGAGUGAACUACCAUUGUACACACAGCCAGAACUGUCAACAACAUGAGACCCAACACUGUGACAUCACCGUACAUGGACACUGCACCUUCUGCUGCGACACCAUCGCUUCCUGCAGAAAUCAGAGAGAGGGACUCUUCGACUCUUUGGCGUAAUUAUACACAAAAUGAUUCACAUACUGAAAUGAUGGAAGACCAUAUGUUUAACAAAUAAUGACACAGGAACAUUCAAAUUUGUUCACCUGAGAUCGUAGAGAUGUAUUAGCACAAUAGCUCAUUUUUAAGAACAAUAAAAUUUCGUACGAAACAAAA
Biomphalaria glabrata is the source of this 583-nucleotide messenger RNA. RefSeq lists its product as uncharacterized. The transcript has 5 exons. NCBI's taxonomy places the organism in Eukaryota, Metazoa, Mollusca, Gastropoda, Planorbidae. The record is from RefSeq and is a predicted model, not a curated record. Bases 101 to 427 code for a protein of 108 amino acids.